UUGCAGGACACUCAACAUGUUCUCAAACACGAAGCUCCAAAAGGCUCUGCUGAUAUUUUUGUCUCUUUUAAUGUUAGCCUGGAUAAUUCUUGUGAUUUCUCAAAACUCCACCAAGGUUUGGUUAACUCUAAACUUACCCAUUUCUCUGCAAAACUGGAAUGCCCUCACAAACUCCUCAUGCCCUAACACAUCAGUGAGCUUGAUAAAGUCACCAACAGAGACUGACCUGAAAAUCAGGAAGAUAGUGGAAAAAGUGGACCAGCUGAUCCCACUCAGACCCUUCACCCACAUGCACACCACCACCAGUGCUGCCCAGAGCACAGCCACCAUCCUCAACCCCAGAGACACAUACUGCCAGGGGGACCAGCUGGAUGUCCUGCUGGAGGCGAAGAACCACCUGGGACGCAGGAAGGAAUACGGCGGGGACUUCCUGAGGGCCAGGAUGUCCUCCCCAGACCGUAAGGCCGGUGCAUCAGGGAAGGUGACGGACUUCAACAACGGCACCUACCUUGUUAGCUUCACUCUGUUCUGGGAGGGCCAGGUCUCCCUGUCUGUCCUGCUCGUGCACCCCAGUGAAGGGGCGUCAGCCCUCUGGAGGGCGAGGAAAGAAGUCAAUAAUAUAAUUACUUUCAAAGGUAAAUUUGUUAAUGGUGCUGCACAAGUCCUUUCUGAAUGUGGCUUAACCCUAAAUUCAAGUGCAGAACUAUGCAAAUAUCUGUUCGGCGAUCAGGAAGUGUUCUACUGUAUUAAGCCUCAACACAUGCCCUGUGAGGCUCUGACCGAUGUGUGUUCCAAGAACCAAAAAAUUACUUAUCUUACUGUCAAGGAAAAAAGCCUUUUCCAACAGUCCAACGUAGGGCUUGAAAUGAUGAAGAACUUUCCUUCCAUCCAAGUCUUACCCUGUAACAAAAAUGAAAAAGUAAAGGAGAAAUGUCGAACCGGAAUGCAGGUGCCCUUCCCCAGCGGUUACACUUUACAAGAAAGGUGGAUCCCAACAUUUUGCAGCCAGAUUCAGUUCAACACAGCGAUGAUGAAUAGCUGUCUGAAAGGAAAGCUCAUUUAUCUCCUGGGAGACUCCACGCUGCGGCAGUGGAUCGAGUACUUACCCAAAGUUCUAAAAACAUUGAAAUCUUUUAAUCUUCAUGGAACUGGAAGUUUUCCGAAACGUUGGCUUCUGGACACCGAAAGACACAUUCACAUUCAAUGGAAAAAACAUAGCUACCCUUUCACCACAAUUCAUCUAUAUUCAGUGAUAGACGAUGGUUAUAUCCCUCUGGAGAUCGACCGGGUACUAGGGGACCAAAACACAGUCAUUGUUAUUACAUUUGGCCAUCACUUCAGACCCUUCCCCAUGGAUGUUUUUAUCCGUAGGGCUCUCAAUAUCCGAAAGGCCAUUGAACGGCUGUUUCGAAGAAGCCCAGCAACUAAAGUGAUCCUUAAGACAGAAAAUGUCAGAGAAAUGCCCCUAGCAACAGAGUGGUUUGAUGACUUCCAUGGGUACAUUCAAUAUCUCAUCAUGAAGGACAUUUUCAAAGAUCUCAAUGUGGGUCUCAUUGAUGCCUGGGACAUGACCAUUGCAUACAAUGCCAAUUUUCUCCAUCCACCAGAUGUUGUGAUUAGAAAUCAGAUUGACCUGUUUUUAAACUACAUUUGCUAA
Octodon degus (degu) is the source of this 1657-nucleotide messenger RNA. Its product is annotated as NXPE family member 1. Bases 17 to 1657 code for a protein of 546 amino acids. Lineage: Eukaryota; Metazoa; Chordata; Mammalia; Rodentia; Octodontidae. The record is from RefSeq and is a predicted model, not a curated record. The transcript is spliced from 5 exons.